Messenger RNA from Anguilla rostrata (American eel), 5708 nucleotides. It is a transcript of the gene col1a1b, whose product is annotated as collagen, type I, alpha 1b. The transcript is spliced from 51 exons. Gene Ontology annotation, molecular function: extracellular matrix structural constituent conferring tensile strength; protein binding. The record is from RefSeq and is a predicted model, not a curated record. NCBI's taxonomy places the organism in Eukaryota, Metazoa, Chordata, Actinopteri, Anguilliformes, Anguillidae. Gene Ontology annotation, biological process: extracellular matrix organization. The coding region runs from base 146 to 4489 and encodes 1447 amino acids.
CAAUGCGUUUGUUUAGGCAGUAGGGAGUUUCUGCUGGGGUCUGGAUUGGAGAUACAAAGACCGGACCCUACCUUGUAUGAUUGGAGUUUAAAGAAAGAACAGGAUUCCCCUUGCCUCAAAGAGUCUACAUGUCUAAUAUUUAGACAUGUUCAGCUUUGUGGAUAUUCGGUUAGUGCUGCUGCUUGCAGCAACAGCACUUUUGGCAAGAGGUCAAGGCGAGGACGAUCAAAUAGGCACCAGCUGUACAUUGGACGGCCAGGUGUACAACAACAAAGAUGUGUGGAAACCGGAACCCUGCCAGAUCUGCGUGUGCGACAGCGGCACCGUAAUGUGCGACGAAGUCAUUUGCGAGGACACAUCCGAUUGCCCCAAUCCAGAAAUCCCUUUCGGCGAUUGCUGCCCGAUAUGCCCGCAAGGUCCAGAUGUAAAGGGACCCGCAGGUGAGGAUGGCCCCAAGGGUGACAGGGGUCUCCCUGGUCUCCCUGGCAACGAUGGCAUCCCUGGACAGCCUGGACUUCCUGGGCCCCCCGGCCCCCCUGGACCCCCUGGCCUUGGCGGAAACUUUUCUCCUCAAAUGUCACAUGGCUAUGAUGCGAAAUCCGGCGGCGGUGACGUGGCAAUACCCGGCCCCAUGGGUCCCAUGGGCCCCCGUGGACCCCCUGGGCCCCCUGGUCUUAACGGACCACAAGGUUUCCCUGGCCCCGCUGGUGAGCCUGGUGAGCCCGGCGCUUCUGGUCCCAUGGGUCCCCGUGGUCCAUCUGGCCCCCCUGGAAAGAAUGGAGAUGAUGGCGAGGCCGGAAAGCCUGGUCGCCCUGGUGAGCGUGGUCCAUCUGGCCCUCAGGGAGGUCGCGGAUUCCCCGGAACCCCUGGACUUCCUGGCAUCAAGGGACACAGAGGCUUCAGCGGUCUGGAUGGAGCCAAGGGAGAUUCCGGUCCUGCCGGACCCAAGGGAGAGGCUGGUCACCAUGGUGAGAAUGGUGCUGCUGGUGCAAUGGGUGCCCGUGGUCUCCCCGGUGAGAGAGGCCGCCCUGGACCCCCUGGCCCUGCUGGUGCUCGUGGUAACGAUGGUAACGGUGGUGCUGCUGGUCCUCCUGGCCCCACUGGCCCCGCUGGUCCCCCUGGCUUCCCCGGUGGUGCUGGACCUAAGGGAGAGACUGGUCCUGCUGGAGGCCGUGGCUCAGAGGGACCUCAGGGAUCCCGUGGUGAGCCUGGUAACCCUGGACCUGCUGGCCCCGCUGGCCCUGCUGGCAACCCCGGAUCUGAUGGUUCCCCCGGUGCCAAGGGCGCUCCUGGUGCUUCUGGUAUUGCUGGUGCCUCUGGAUUCCCUGGCUCCCGUGGCGCUGCUGGAGGCCCAGGCCCUGGCGGUGCUCCUGGCCCUAAGGGCAACAACGGAGAUCCAGGUACCCCUGGUGCCAAGGGAGAGCCUGGUACCAAGGGAGAGCCCGGCCCUGCAGGUGUCCAGGGUGCCCCUGGCCCAUCUGGAGAGGAAGGCAAAAGAGGCGGCCGUGGUGAACCUGGUGGUGCAGGACCCCGUGGACCCCCUGGAGAACGGGGUGCCCCUGGUAACCGUGGAUUCCCUGGUGCUGAUGGAGCCGGUGGCCCCAAGGGUGCCCCUGGUGAGCGUGGUCCUGGAGGUCCUGCUGGAGCCCAGGGUGCCACUGGUGAGGCUGGCCGCCCUGGUGAGCCUGGCAACCCUGGAUCCAAGGGUAUGACUGGUAGCCCUGGCAGCCCUGGCCCUGAUGGCAAAACUGGUCCUUCUGGUCUCCCUGGACAAGAUGGCCGCCCCGGACCUCCUGGCCCCGCUGGAUCAAGAGGUGCCCCUGGAGUCAUGGGUUUCCCCGGACCCAAGGGAACUGCUGGUGAUGCUGGAAAGGCUGGCGAGAGAGGCGCUGUGGGACCCGCUGGUCCUCUUGGUGCCCCUGGCAAAGAUGGUGAUGUUGGUGCACCUGGUGCUCCUGGCCCUGGUGGACCUGCAGGAGAGAAAGGCGAGCAGGGACCUGCUGGGGCUCCUGGAUUCCAGGGUCUGCCCGGACCCCAGGGUGCAACUGGUGAGGCUGGCAAGCCUGGCGAAGGGGGUCCUGCUGGUGAGACCGGUAGUCCUGGACCAUCUGGACCCAGAGGUGACAGAGGUUUCCCUGGAGAGCGUGGUGCCCCUGGCGGCGUUGGCCCUGCUGGACACCGUGGUUCUCCUGGCCCAGCUGGUAACGAUGGUCCUAAGGGUGAGCCAGGUGCUGCCGGAGCCCCCGGUGCUCUGGGUGCCCCCGGUAUGCAGGGAAUGCCUGGUGAGCGUGGUGCUGGUGGCAUGCCCGGUGCCAGAGGUGAUAGAGGUGAUGGAGGUCCCAAGGGUGCCGAUGGUGGCCCUGGAAAGGAUGGCCUCCGUGGUCUGACUGGUCCCAUUGGUCUUCCUGGCCCCCCUGGUGGUGCUGGAGAGAAGGGUGAGGGUGGUCCUGUUGGCCCUGCUGGUCCUACUGGCGGUCGUGGUUCCCCUGGUGAGCGUGGUGAGCCUGGUGCCCCUGGACCUGCUGGAUUUGCUGGACCUCCUGGUGCUGAUGGCCAGCCUGGAGCAAAGGGAGAGACUGGUGAUAGUGGCCCCAAGGGUGAUGCUGGUGCUCCCGGACAUGCUGGCCCUGCUGGUGCUGCUGGACCACAGGGUCCCGCUGGUAACGCCGGAGCCAAGGGUGCUCGUGGUGGUGCUGGUCCCCCUGGUGCUACUGGUUUCCCUGGUGCUGUUGGUAGAGUUGGUCCCCCUGGCCCUGCUGGUGCUGGCGGACCCCCUGGUCCCCCCGGACCCGGUGGAAAGGAGGGAGCUCGUGGCAACCGUGGUGAGACUGGCAUUGCUGGACGUCCCGGUGAGCCUGGCCCCGCUGGCCCUGCCGGACCCCAUGGCGAGAAAGGAUCCGCUGGGUCCGACGGUCCCGCUGGCGCCCCUGGUAUCCCCGGACCUCAGGGUAUUGCUGGACAGCGUGGUAUCGUGGGUCUGCCCGGACAGAGAGGCGAGAGGGGUUUCGGUGGCCUCCCCGGCCCAUCUGGAGAGCCCGGUAAGCAGGGACCCGUUGGCCCCUCUGGUGAGCGUGGCCCCCCUGGCCCCAUGGGACCCCCUGGACUGUCUGGUGCUCCCGGUGAAGCCGGCCGUGAGGGUUCCCCUGGUCAUGAUGGUGCUCCUGGUCGCGAUGGUGCUGCUGGCCCCAAGGGUGACCGGGGUGAGAGCGGCCCAUCUGGUGCUCCUGGUGCCCCUGGACCACCUGGACCCCCAGGCGCCAUUGGUCCAUCUGGCAAGAACGGAGACCGUGGAGAGGCUGGCCCUGCUGGUCCCUCUGGUCCCGGCGGUCCCGCCGGUGUUCGUGGCCCUGCUGGCCCCGCUGGAGCACGUGGUGACAAGGGUGAGGCAGGAGAGGCUGGCGACAGAGGCAUGAAGGGACACAGAGGUUUCAGCGGUCUGCAGGGUCUUCCCGGACCUGCUGGCGCCCAUGGAGAGCAAGGACCUGCUGGACCUUCUGGUGCUCCUGGACCAAGAGGACCUGCUGGCUCUUCCGGUUCUGCUGGCAAAGAUGGCAUGAAUGGUAUGCCUGGCCCCAUCGGACCCCCUGGACCCCGUGGUCGCGCUGGUGAAAUGGGACCUGCUGGUGCUCCUGGCCUCCCCGGACCUCCUGGUCCCCCUGGUGCUCCAGGUGGCGGUUUCGACUUCGGCUUCAUUUCCCAGCCUGCCCAGGAGAAGGCCCCCGAUCCCUUCAGAUCUGGCUACAGAGCCGAUGACGCUAACGCAGUGCGUAACCGUGACGUGGAGGUGGACACCACUCUCAAGUCCCUGAGCCAGAAGAUCGAGAACAUUCGCAGCCCCGAGGGCACCCAGAAGAACCCCGCCCGUGCCUGCCGUGACCUGAAGAUGUGCCACCCUGAAUGGAAGAACGGUGAGUACUGGAUUGACCCCAACCAGGGCUCUGCACUGGAUGCCAUCAAGGUCUACUGUAACAUGGAGACUGGCCAGACCUGUGUUGCUCCCAGCCAGGCUGAAAUUGCCAAGAAGAACUGGUACACCAGCAAGAACCCCAAGGAGAAGAAGCACGUCUGGUUCGGCGAAUCUAUGACCGAGGGCUUCCAGUUCCAGUAUGGCAGUGAGGGCUCUGAUCCCGAGGAUGUCAACAUCCAGUUGACCUUCCUGCGCCUGAUGGCCAACGAGGCCUCCCAGAACAUCACGUACCACUGCAAGAACAGCAUCGCCUACAUGGACCAGCAGACUGGCAACCUGAAGAAGGCCCUGCUUCUGCAAGGCUCCAACGACAUCGAGAUCAGAGCCGAGGGCAACAGCCGCUUCACGUACAGCGUCAGCGAGGACGGCUGCACGUCACACACUGGUGCAUGGGGCAAGACGGUCAUUGACUACAAGACAACGAAAACAUCCCGUCUGCCCAUUAUUGACAUCGCUCCUAUGGAUGUUGGUGCAAACAACCAGGAAUUUGGCAUUGAAGUCGGCCCUGUCUGCUUCUUGUAAAAAAAGAAAUCUGGACUUGAAAAUGUUUUUUUUUCCUAGCAGUCAUCUCUCUAAAGUGUUUUUCUAUCCAUUAAAAACGUAAGUUUCAUUCGGCCACAAUUGAUCAACUUGCUUAAAACUGCAUUCCUGAGGACGUGUUUGUGUGUUAUCCAUUUAAAAAAAGAAACACAAACUUUUUUUGGGACCACGACUCUUGCUGACACCAACAUCAAGGACACUUUAAAAGAAUCAUUUGUUCUCUGGCAACAAGAAAAUAAUAUAUGCUUGUAAAGUGUAAAAUCCCCCUGGAGUUUAAAAAGAACAAACAUGAGAUACAGGUGACUUUUUGCCAUUUUUUACCACUGCGGAAGGACAAUGAAAAACAAAUGCUAUGUACCAUUUUCUGGUGUUAAAUAAAUCUGAAAAAUGACAGUGAAGUGUCUUGUUGUUCUAACCACAAGGAAAGCGAUCACCAGAAAUGUUCUGUUCUUAAACGUCACAGGCAAAAUGGUAGAGAACCCGGGGUUUGACUUCAUUUGAAAUCUUAUGGCUACCUCAGCAAAAAAAAAUGUUACCCAGAGCAUUCCAUAAAAACACCAGGUCAGGUUUUACACAGCAGAACGAUGAUCGAAAAAGCAAGCAACAGUUGUCAAAGGUGCUAUUUCUUCGUAAGAUCCUGUUUGUGGUGUGUGCUAAAAUAUAGAUUUUAGUCAUAUGUGAUUGUCAAUUAUACUUACAGGAUCUUUGGUGCUACACAUUUUAAGAAAUGUCUUGCUGCCAGAGCUUGUUUUUCUUUAUAAAGUGAGUUGAAGACUAUACAGCAGAGUUUGACUUAAAGAUCCUUAUUGUAGAUAUGAUGCAUGUGAGCAUGUCUGGUGUAGAUUAAGCAAGUGGAUUUGUUUCAGUUUUCACUAUUUUCUUACCACUCGCUGUUACACUUUCCCCCCUGUUUUGUUUCUUUUUGUUUUGUUUUUGUUGUUUGUUUUUUGACUGCUUUUGUUGUCAUCUCCUGGCUCCUGGCAAUACACAUCUUUCACCCUUUUGUUCCUGUUUGUUUUCUUUCUAGUGAAGGGUUUUUAAAAAAUGAAAAUGAAAAAAAAUGAAAAGACUAAGGAAAAAAAUCAGAGAAGCAGACACACUUUGGGGGUUAAAAGAGGAUCUGUACCUAUUUUGUAUAUGUAUAAUAAUUCGAGAUGUUUUUAAUUAUUUUGGAUGCUGAAAUAAAGCAUGUUAAGUGGUC